AUGUCCUGUCCGUGCUCCCCCCCGUCCCCUGGUGACGCUUUCAAACUGAUAGAACCGGAGGUGAACGAUUGGGUUGAUGUUGCCAAUGACCUUUUAAGGUCCUGUCACAUAAACCAGCAGAUAAAACAUCUCUCUGAAUGUGGUGCUGAUGUGUUUGUUCGUCUCUAUGAGUCAAUCUUGGGAGAAAAAGUACCAGAUUUCAUAGCUACUCCUAGGAGCCAAGAGGAUGAUGCACAUAACGUACAAGCAGUAAUAGAUUCCCUGGCUUUGGACUAUUUGCAGGUCAGCUUGUCACACAUCACUGGGGAGAACAUUGUGAAAGGACAAAGGGAAUCGAUCAGAAACCUCCUUGAAAUAUUUGAUGGGUUGUUAGAGUAUCUUACAGAAGAAGUCAGCGAAUCUUCUCAGAAUGGAGAGGAGGCAGAUGUGCUGCCCAGUGGUGGAACCCAGGCUGCACCCCGGGAGCGGCUGGAAACUACCGCCAGCUGCCUGAAGGAGUUGCCACUCUUCUGCAGCUCCACCGUGUCCCAGUUGGAAUUUUUCGUUCCAUCUUACGAUGUAGACGGAUCAGAAUCUACCAGUGACUCAAUUAGACUUGGGGAUACUGCUCAUUCCUUUGCCAGGAGAGAGGAAGAAUUCCAGUUGCCUGAAUUGUUACCAGUAGAAAAGGACAAGCAGGUGGAAGAAUCUAAAAACUCAGAGGCUACUUCAGCAAAACCUAGACCAUUUUCUGGAACUGAAAGGGCCAUUGUAAAGGAAAAAGCUGGAUCAGUGGAGUCUGUUCCUGCUACUGAACCUCAAAAAGAGAGUCUGAGUGCCAGUGCUACAAAACUGGGGGAGCCCAUCCGGCAAGCGAUUCCUUUGCUGCCACCGUUCCAGCCUCUGGAGGCCAGACCCCGUCACCCUGGAUGGACAGACUGUCAGAGCCCAGGCAGCCAGUCAGCACCCUUGCCUAACAGUCACGGAGUGAAAAUUCCUACUCUUGAGAAAUCACAUACACAAAAGGCUGACAAUGUUUCUGGUAGUCUUCCUCUAUCAAGGAAAAUCCCUGUGGGAGACCAGAUGGUAUCCAAAGAUGCUGAGGACAAUGUGGCAAAGGUUCCCUGGGUAUAUGUGACUUCAUCUGCUUCCUCUUCACAUCAAGACCUCUCACUACAUGCUGAACAAGGGACACAAACUCCAAGACCUGAACCUAGAUGUCUGCCUAGAAAGAAAAGAUAUAAGGAUUCCACCACAGAUUCACUUGAAGAGUCUCUUUUCCCCACAACAACAAAGCAAAAGCUGUCUGAGCAAGAGCUUCAUCAAGUGUCAGAAAAACUCUGUCGCAGGUUAAAUGAACUGGAUUUAAUGUUGCAGAGCGCUUUGGGCAGGCACACUGGAGAAGAAGAGCUGACAGAUGAAGACAGCCUGUCCCAGCACAGUGACAGUGUCAUGGAUUAUCACCGAAGGAAGGCUGAGCGAGACACACCACAUCUGAGGUACCCAGGCAGACCACGAUCCCUUUCUCCCUCCUCACCUCCAUCUCAGCAUCAGCUCUCUUCUGAGCUGGAAGAUAAACUUUGCCAUAAUGGAACAGGCCAAAUAAGGAAAAUACGCAGCCAGCUGCAAAAAGAAAGGGAUGAAAGAACAAAAAAAUCAAAGAUGGUUGCUAAAGCUUAUGAAGAUGAACUAAAAAAUUUUGAAGCUAGAGAGAGGCUUAGACUUUCCAAGCUUGGAGAAGUCAUCAAGGAAUUGGAACAAGAAUACAAAGAAAACAUCUUUCAAGAACCUCCAAAAAUGCCUCAGUCAGUGAAAGUUUAUUCUAGAAAAACCACACCUCGGAAUCCCAAAUACAGCCAGUGGAUUCCAAAACGAGGGACUGUGAAGCCAAAGAAAGCAGCUCCAAUGAGAGUAAGAGAUGAUGACCUCCUAUUUCAGCUGCUGGAAGAGUUUCCCCACCUGCAUAUUUCCCACCAUACUAUGAAUAAAAUGUGGCAGCAGCAGCUUGCACAUACUGAACAACUUAAGGCAGCUUCUGGCAGAACUAGACCAAAACUCCAAAAUGAAGUUCAACAAGCCCUGAAGAAGCAUGAGCUUCUUGUUGCUAUGAUUAAAAAAGAUCAAGACCAUAACAAGAGACUGGUAUCAGUGCAGCGUCUCUGCCGGCAGCAGUGGGCGCAGAGGAAGCUGCGGGAGCGGCGGCAGCAGGCGGCGCGGGCCCGGCGCUACCACGGGGAGUACCGCGCUCAGCUGCGCGCCAGGAUGGCGCGGGCUCGGACGCGGGAGGAGAGGAUAUUUAAAAACUUAUUUGAAGAAGGCUUAGAAAUUCAGAAGCAAAGACUGAAGGACCUGAGAGCAUACGCUCAAGAGAAGCGUGAGGAGCAAAGGAGAGAGCAUCAAAACGAGCUGGAGUCUAUGGAGAACUAUUACAAAGAUCAGUUUUCCAUGCUAGCAGAAGCUUUAUCUCAAGAACGCCAAGAAAUCCAAACCAGAGAGAAAGCACAAGCACAAAUGCUGCAGAAAACAAAAAGAGACUUGAGGUCGAGGAUGGAAAAGGAAAUACAGCAACUGCAAGCAGCAAUAAUGCAAAGUGAUGACGACACCUUUUUUCAAGAACUAGAGGCAGACAGGCUGAAAGCUCGCCUGCAGAUGGCUUCCUUCCAGUACAGCAAAGGCCACCUGCUGUGA
Messenger RNA from Merops nubicus (carmine bee-eater), 2667 nucleotides. RefSeq names its product centrosomal protein 95kDa (gene CEP95). Gene Ontology annotation, cellular component: centrosome; spindle pole. Lineage: Eukaryota; Metazoa; Chordata; Aves; Coraciiformes; Meropidae. The coding region runs from base 1 to 2667 and encodes 888 amino acids. The record is from RefSeq and is a predicted model, not a curated record. The transcript has 24 exons.